GGUGAGGGGCAUGGAGAGCAGGCAGAGGAGGUAUCACCAGAGGAGGUGCCACGAGAGGAGGUACCACAGGAAGAGGUCCGAGGUACUCAGCGAGAGAGAGGGUUGGGCGAUGAGGGGAGACGUGCGUGGAAGGAAGUGAUAGAGGUUGGAGAGGACACGCCCCCACAGACGCCAGCAGUGGGUUUGAGACUCGGGGAUGCACCAGGGAGCACCCGGCAGGCAGGGGAGGGGUUGCAGAGAGAGGAGACCCCUUUACCUUCGUCAGAAAAGGCUCCUUCGCCAGAAGGGAGGGCAGAAAGGAGGAGAGAGAGGACAACUGUAAGGAGAGAAGCUUUGAUCCUGAUUGAUAGGCACCUAGCAGCUCAUUCCCUGGAGCACCCAGACCUGGAGGAGCCAGCACCUGCAGAGCCACGCCAGGAGUUAUGCCAGCCCGAGAAGGAGAUGGAAGCAGAAAUCCGAAAGAGGGUCGACCUCCGCACGAGGGAAAGGGUGCCAGCUGGAAAGACGGCUGAAGAAAAGAGGGCGAGACGAACCAGGCGGAUAGAUAUGAUAUGGCAGGAGAGACUGAGGUUGGAGGCAGCGGGGGAGCUCCAGGAGCAGCAGCAGGAGAGGCAGAGAUCGGAGGCAGCAGGAGCACUCCCGGGUCAGCCACCCGGCGCGCCAGCCAAGGCCCCGGAGAUUUCUGAGAUGUGGAGAGACUUCUGGGAGCAGAAAGGGGAGGAACUUCCAUCGCCAGUCAGAACCGGGUUUGGGGUGGCCAGGAAGGCGGAAGAAAGGUUAGAUCGUAAAAUCAAGUUCCUGGCCAAGACCACUUUUGACCGGCAUUUGUUAUUGGAGGGCGAUCUGGCGGGGAAGAAAAUGAAGGAAGUCAGCCAUGGAGUACGUCUGGAGGCUAUGGAGAUGGAAAUUCAGGAACUUAGGACUUUGGUGGCCAGCGAGGCAGCUAUCAUUGAGAGCCUGAGGCAGCAAACCCAGGGAAAGGUGGGCAGACCAGAGAGCAGCCGGCAGGGAGAGCAGAGGCAGCCAUGACAGGGAUUGCCAGGACAACCAUCUGCGACAGAGCCUUGCCAAGAG
Messenger RNA from Chara braunii, 1074 nucleotides. NCBI's taxonomy places the organism in Eukaryota, Viridiplantae, Streptophyta, Charophyceae, Charales, Characeae. The record is from the annotation of a GenBank genome assembly.